AACUAUCCAGCGGCACCACAAGCGCGUUCCAUCACGGCCUAAGCGAAAAAAGAAGAACACGAUGUUUAUUGUCAACAACUUCCAAAGAGAGAGAAGUAGAAGGCUCCAACAAACAGUGAUCCAACCCAAGCGGGAGCUUAAAUACCUGGCGACUCUCUUAGGAAGGUUGGGUUUAUCAUGGCGGAUGGCGAUAACUUUGACUUUCCUCCUGAUCUGAUAGAGGCGCUGGCAGGACAGCCGCUGUCUUAUCUGCUACCUGUUCGAGAUUUAACCAAGUAUUUGGUGCCUUCGAAUUAUACCGCUGUGAUUCCAGAUGAGACUUCUGCGCCAGAGUAUAUGGCCUACUCACGACAGAAGCAUCUACUGGAGUCUGACGAUGAAAAGUGUUCUGGGCUAAGGAAUAGGGCCGAGUCUUUCCUUAACCUGGCGAACGAGGUGAAAUCCAUGACUUUAGAGGUUGGGAAUCUGUUUCCAAUAGACGAGGCCAAGAUAGCCGCCAUACCAGCUGGGACUAAUACAUCUUACUCACUGUUUGAUGGGUUGAGAGGCGUGGCAAAGGGUGUUGCCUGUAAUGUUCCUUUGAUCUCUGUUGAAGGAGAGAUUAUAGCAUCGGAAGAGAAACGUGAGGAGUAUAUGCGACAGAAUCAACACCAUCAGCGCAAGGAGGGUCCUGAACAGCAGCAACACCCUCAUGAGAAGCAUUUACAUCAGCAACAUAUACAACAACAGGCUCUGCAAAUAGCCACGUAUGUGCCUGUACAUGGUGACGAAGCUCAGCGGACUAGGAUUGUGCCUGUGGCCCCUAAGGAGGGUGUCAUGAAUACACAGGCACAGCCUGGUCCAAUUCACAAUCUUGGCCCACCGGCUUCUAAUGGCUCGAUACCGACACUUCACAAUACAGCUCAAACGCAACCGAGUGGACCGCAAGGACAUACAAUACAACAAACGCAAAUAUCAUACAACAACCUGCCGAUACAACAGGCUCAUGCCACAUUUUCAGAUGUCGGAAGCUUCAAUCCAAGUGGGUCACCUCAGCAUGCGAUUACUACACAUAAUACUCCUAAUAUACUGCAGAAGGAGGCAUACUUCGCAAAUGGGUCUCAUCAGGGAUCAGAAAGUACUUCAGUGCACUCUUCAACUAGUAUACAGACAGCUGCAGCAUCAACUUCACCUUUAAUGACGACAAAUUCAAACAAAAGAGAUAAUCCACCUACAAUGAACCAAGGGGAACCGAAGAAGAGGAAACCAGAUACAAGCCUGGAACAUCUUGAAAUUGAGAAGCUGGCUCUAAAGCAGUUACUAUUUUUGAUUGAACGAAAAAUAUUUCUGGCAGAUGAAGAUGCAGAGUACGAAUCAAGUGAUAUAUGGCAAGAACUGGAGAACUCGAAAAACAUCUUGAACGAUUCAGUAAUCACCGAGAUUCAUGGCUACAUAACUAAAAUUGUGCCAACAUCCCUGAAGACCGAUAUUCCAUUGAGGAUUCUAGAACGUAUACAGGAGCUAUGCAUGAAAUCUAUCAGGGCCGCAAAUGAAGUAAAUUGGGUUGAUGGUGAGCAUUAUAUCAAAUUGGCUGGUAAUGCGUUGAAAAGCGUUUCACUUCUUUUUGCGGUAUUGAAUAUGCAGAGGGAAGAGAAACAGCUAUACCUCGAUGACUACAUCUUGGAACCACUCACCUUUGUAUACACCUUUACGGAGGAUUUCGUUUUGAAGAGCAUAUCACAAGGGAUGAUAAGCGAUGUUAUCAUACAGCUCAACUCUUCAAUAUCGAAAGUGCUAACCCAAUUGAAUGAUCAACUUGAGAUGAAUUCUCAAAAUGAUACUCUCAUCACCAAAUUGGAAUACUUAUGUAUAACGAUGAUUUUCCAAAAGUGCGAUAGAUUACUAUUGUCAUUAAAGUCAUCUGCGCUCACUAUAUUGAAUACAAUCUUCAAAAUUAGAAGAGAUCAAAGGUCUUUUAUCAUCGAUGAAUUGCUUCUGAACUUCGACAAAUUGCCAACUCACAAGGUGUCGUCAAGAGAUAUCAACUUGGGUGAAGGUGUUCACAUACAGUUUAUUACAAAAGUCAUUAUGCAAUUAAUUGAAGUGUUUACUGUGACUGAAUGUUAUGGUAAUGAAACCACCAUAACAAAAUCUGAGCUCACAGACGAAGAAAUCUCAAGGCGGAGACCAGAAGACCAGCGAUUUGCUAGGUAUGUGAAGGAUGUUAGGGAUGAAAAGAUCCAGUUCUGUACGACAGUUGCGUCUACUCUUGUCUCAAAGCUAAUCAGUUCAACUUCCUUCAAAUCUAUUCUUGAACUCUUUAUCACAGAUCUUUUGAAUAUUGUUACACGACCUACAUUCACAGGAGCAGAAGCACUUCUUUGUCGUUUUCUGGAAAUAUUAGUAAGUAACACGGAGGGUCAGUCAGCAGUAGUUGAAACUAGCCUUUUGGAGAUUCUUGGAAUGAUUGGAACUGCCAUGUUGGAAAUUAGAGGGGCAUGUGACCUGCCUUCGAAAUCCAUGGGCGACCUAAAGGAGCAAUACACAAUGGUUGCAAACUUCUUGCAAGGAAAGAAGAAUAAUCACCAAAUGCAAACAGCAUCAAGUGUUUUCAUGAGUGAAUGGAUAAUCAAACUAAUGGAAUCUCUUAAUUUCUUUGAGAAGGAUUUGGGAGAAGAUCAGAGUGAUGAUUAUCUGACUCUAAUGGGUAUAAUUGGGUAUAACAAUGGUGGAUCCAACGAUUCGAUUGGGAUUCAGCACAAAGAGAUAACGGCUGUUCUUGCAACAGAAGAAUACAAGAAAAUUCUUCAACAAUCCAAGUUUGUAUCUCUCUAUCAAAACUUCUUGAACCAUUUAUUAAAGGCAGUUGAUCAUCCGAAGAUCAAGUCGAGAACCAGAGCACUCAAAAAUUUAUCGAUGUUGAUCGAGAGAGAUCCCCGCGUGAUUUAUAUACCAUCAGUGAAGCAAACGUUGUCAAAUCGAAUCAAGGAUCCAUCUUCAUUAGUGAGACUUGCAGUGUUGGAUAUCUUUGAUCAGUACAUUUUGCAAAAACCGGAAUUGAUUGGCGACUUUUAUAAAUCGCUCAUCUUGACCGCUGACAAAUCGACGGCUGUUAGAAAUAGGUCGAUCAAGAUAGCUAGACGGAUUUUCAAUGACAGCUCAGAUACUGCAAGCAAGGUGUUCCUAUUGCAAAAGAUCUUGAGAAGGAUUGACGAUGAUGAGGAAUCUGUCGUUGAGUCUGCCAAAGGAACUUUGAUGGAUAUUCUAUUCCUAGGACCGUCUUAUAAGUCAAACCAAUCAGAAUCCAAACUCAAGGAUGAAUGUAUGAAACUCAUGCUGGUGAUUGGAAAGCUGGUUGAAAAGAGCACUUCUGAUUGGGAUUUGUUCGAAAAGUUCUUAUUUGAGGAUAUAAUCCAAGCUAACGAUGAAAACAAGAGAUUUCACACAGAGCUUCUCCAAGUAUGUCAAGUCAUGACGAUGUGUCUUGUGUCAUACACUGUUGAUAAUGUCGAUACAGAGAAACAGAACAAUGUGGAUACCUGUCUUGGGUUACUUUCAAUCUUCACUAAGUCUGACGUUCCUUUUAUCAGCCAAGAUCAACUUAUGUCUCUUCUUCCCUACAUCACUGCAGACACGACAGCUACAGCUGCUACGUCGUAUUAUUCAUGGGUAAUCUUGAGGAAUUCGUUAAACCACCUAUCUUCUCUGCGAGAGUCGUUCUUGAAGAGUGCGCAAACGUCUGUAUUGAAACGACUAACAAAGUUAAAUACAAGGGAGUUAGAAGUAGCUAUGCCUGCAGUAUGGUCUUUAUCAGUUAUGCUCAACGACACAGUGAAGAUUGCAAAUGCUGCUUGUUCCUGCUUGUCAUUGGUUCUACCGUUUGUUGACCUUGUCUUGGAGAAUAUGCUCAUUGAUGUUGACCACAAACUUAUCAGAUUACUCUAUUUACUCGGUGCGUUUGGAAAGUACUGUGACUUGGAGAAAUAUAGAGAUAUAUUCGUCAAACAUAGGCUUGGGAUAAAGCCGAAAGAAACUGUUUUCAGCUUGAUCACAAAGGUAAUAAUGAUAUUCACCAAAUCUAAUGUGAAUCGUGAUAUCAGAAAGGCAGCACUCCGAAAUUUGAUUCAUUGUGCAACAACUCAUUCUAAACUUUUUUUAAAUGACAGGGUGUUGAAUGUUAUGGAUACUGAGCUCUUGCAGAACGAUGAUGUUCCGCUCAAAAGCUUCAUUUUGCAAGGUGUGCUUGAAUUUUUGGAGAAAGAGGAAAGUGAUUCCCUUAAAGAAAAUACUAAUACUGCCAAAGAGAAACCAGAAAAAUCUAGUUUGAUGGCUGACAAUCAGAGAAUAAACAACAAUGAGGAUAUCUGUGCCUCUCUUGCUAACAGAUACUUACAGACUGCGAUGAGCUUGUGUACGUCUGGUUCGUCUGAUGCAGAUGUAUUCACUGGGGUUAAGUUUUUGAAGUAUGUGGUACGCAUGGGAUAUGGAAGUCCAAUGGCAUGUAUUGGACCAGUUAUCAAUCUUCAGUUAUCAACCAAUCCUUACAUUAGAACAGUGGGACAAGGUCUUCAUAGGGAACUUCAUGAAAAAUACGAACCGUUAGUUGAGAACACUUACGCACAUAAUCUUUUCGGUGCUUUCAAAAUCUCAUAUUCGACGUCGAAAGAGCACUGUCUUGAUGAAUCAAUGAUUAUUCACAAGUUUUAUAAGAUCUUUGAAGAAUCAAAGGGGGCAAAGAGAAAAUUCUUGAAACAACUUCCGAAGACAGUUGAUCUCAAGCGUUUUCAAGACUGCGAGCAGAUGCAGUUAAUGGAGUAUUACGUUGCUUUUCUCUCAAAAAAUCUUCUUGAGUGUAAAUUCACGAUGAAUGAAGAUGUCUACACGUUAAUUCAUGAGUUCGAGCUUGUUGUGCAAUACAAUGCACUGAUUUUGAAAACCGAAAUGGAUCGGAUGGCAGAUAUUAAAGAUCAACAACAAGUUGAUGCAUUAGGUUAUUAUGCCUCUUCGAUAUUGAUCUUGAAUGAUUUUGUCAACACAUUGCGUCGAAAUUAUAGAUUGAAUCAGAAGAAUAUCAAUCCUGAUGAACUGAGCUCAACAAAGGUCAAAACCAUCAGCGACCAAGCUUCGAUUAACGUCUCGUUAUAUUACAGCGGGGAUGGUGCAAAUAGUGUUGUUUUCCAAAGAGCCAAAGAACAAGUGUUCCUAUUGUUGUGAAUGGCGUACUAUCAAUAUAGGAGAAUGAAUUUGC
Molecule: messenger RNA, 5227 nt
Organism: Williopsis jadinii
Lineage: Eukaryota; Fungi; Ascomycota; Saccharomycetes; Phaffomycetales; Wickerhamomycetaceae
Gene: SCC2
Product: cohesin-loading factor complex subunit SCC2
Exons: 2
Coding region: 178-5193 (1671 amino acids)
Biological process (GO): regulation of gene expression; replication-born double-strand break repair via sister chromatid exchange; establishment of protein localization to chromatin
Cellular component (GO): Scc2-Scc4 cohesin loading complex
Molecular function (GO): chromatin binding
Source: RefSeq, a predicted model, not a curated record